GUCGAAACAAACUAUUUCCCCCACGCAGCAUCCACCCCUCUUACAUUCUGCGCUUUCCUCAGAUCCGACCUACCCGCAUCUUUUACAUAUUCCUGUCCGAACUCUGCAUCAAGAGAGUCUCGCUGCCACAUCAAUCCGGUUCUAUAUCCAGCCUUCGAAGCGCAUUUCAUCAUGCAAGCACAACCUCAGAUGUCGACGGUCCAGCCCGGCUUCGUACCGGCCACGGCUAUACCCGGACAAGCAAAUGUAGUGGUAGUCACUCAAGUCGUGCAACGCCCCCCGAAAGACUGGACAUUUGGGCUCUUUGACUGUUUCGGCGACUGCGGCUCCUGCUGCCUAGCGAUGUUCUGCCCGUGCAUCGUGUACGGCAAAAACAAGCAAUCGCUGAACAAAUCCGACGGAUGCGGGGGUGAUUGCUGCAUCUAUUGCAUCACCAACCCAUGCUGUUCGGCGUGCGUUGGGGCCGGUGGACGGGCUUCGAUUAGGAGCAAGUUCAAUAUUACGGGCGAUGGGUGCUCUGAUUGCAUGGCGCACUGGUGCUGCAUGCCCUGUGCGCUCACCCAAGAGAAGCGCGAGAUCGAUGCUAUGAUCGCCGCUGGGAUGAACUAGGCCCAGCCAACCAUAAUUGCCAGAGUAAAGAAACAGCGGCUUCAACACACAGGAAAACCCCAUCGAAAGGUUAUUGGACAUGAUUCCAUAUGCCCGUGUUUCGUGAAACCCCACAACGAUAUGGACAACCCUUUUGAGGGAACUUUU
This is a messenger RNA of Fimicolochytrium jonesii, 756 nucleotides long. RefSeq names its product PLAC8 family-domain-containing protein. Lineage: Eukaryota; Fungi; Chytridiomycota; Chytridiomycetes; Spizellomycetales; Powellomycetaceae. The coding region runs from base 172 to 609 and encodes 145 amino acids. The record is from RefSeq and is a predicted model, not a curated record. The transcript has 5 exons.